AACAUUUAAGUCUUUAAUCCAUCUUGAAUUAAUUUUUGUAUAAGGUGUAAGGAAGGGAUCCAGUUUCAGCUUUCUACAUAUGGCCAGCCAGUUUUCCCAGCACCAUUUAUUAAAUAGGGAAUCCUUUCCCCAUUGCUUGUUUUUGUCAGGUUUGUCAAAGAUCAGAUAGUUGUAGAUAUGCGGCAUUAUUUCUGAGGGCUCUGUUCUGUUCCAUUGGUCUAUAAUGAGAACACACGGACACAGGAAGGGGAACAUCACACGCCGGGGACUGUUGUGGGGUGGGGGUGGGGGGAGGGAUAGCAUUAGGAGAUAUACCUAAUGCUAAACGACGAGUUAAUGGGUGCAGCACACCAACAUGGCACAUGGAUACAUAUGUAACAAACCUGAACAUUGUGCACAUGUACCCUAAAACUUAAAGUACAAUAAUAAUAAAAUUUAAAAAAAAAAGGCUGGCGUUCACAAGCAGAUGAGUGUGGAGGCUGAGAAAAGCUUUGCCACCUUGUGAAAGCUGCAAGCUCCUUUUACAGUUAUUUAUUAGCAGGGAUUUCAUUUCAAAGCAAUUCGGGUACUUAAAAUCAUCUCUUGUUUUCACUUUUUUAAAAAGCAGUUUUUCAGGCCAGGCGCAGUGGCUCAUGCCUGUAAUCCCAGCACUUUGGGAGGCGGAGGCGGGUGGAUUGCCUGAGCUCAGGAGUUGGAGACCACCCUGGGCAACAUGGUGAAACCCCAUCUCUACUAAAAUACAAAAAAUUAGCUGGGCAUGGUGGAACACGCCUGCAGUCUCAGCUACUCUGGAGGCUGAGGCGUGAGAACCGCUUCCAUCUCCACCCUGGAGGUGGAGGUUGCAGUGAGCCAAGAUCACGCCACUGCACUCCAGCUUGGGCUACAGAGUGAGAUUCCGUCUCAAAAAAAAGGAAAAAAAGCAGUUUUUCUUGAGUCCUGUGGCAGUUAUGCAGAGACACCCAGCCAGGGUGCAGCCAAGUCAUGGGGUGCUCUAUGUGUCCAGACCCCAUACCCAGUUAUGGGUGCUGAAUCUUUCAUUUGAAACAUGGAUGCAGCUUCUUCAGCAUAUCACAGCCCUCCAUGGCUCCACAUUAAUCCCCUAGCACUAAUGGUGUUCAUCACAUCUUCUGCCAACUAAUGCAGUUUGUGCUGGAAAAAAAAUUAUUUUAUAACUCCAAGGACAUUAAUAAUUAACUUCAAGUCCACAAAACUAGUAAUAUCAGUUUGCUGAAAUAAAGUCACCAGUGAGUGUUUAAUUCUUCUUUAAAGAGUGUCUUCUAUUAUUAUUAUUCUACAGUGCAAUUUCGUCAUCAAAGGUUUACUCAGCCUCAUGUUUAUAAAUUAUAUACGGCAAGGAUUUAAGUCUUCUGGCCCUACCUGUUCUGAAGACAGGGAGGGCCAUAACCUCCUUGUCAUACAGGGCACCUGCCUUGAAAGAUGAUUUGUGAACUUGAAGUUUCUUGCUUCUUUUAGAAAUCUGGGGUGAAUAUACAGAUUUCCCUUUAUGAUGCAAUCAGAGGAAUAACCAGCUAGUUGCCUGCCACGAAGAGAGACUGGCUUUUAUCCUUCAGAAGGCCAGUUGGAGACAAGUUCAUCUUUUUCAAUUGAGUUCCAGAAUCUUGUCUUGAUUAUAUGACAUAAUAAUGGUGGCUUUCCAAUUCAUCCGUGCAAUAUUGUUUUUUCAUUGUGGUGGUUACAGAUAGUUUUUUUUGAGGGGGAAGGGCUACUGCCUUAGAGAAAUAAAAGUAAAGCAGAAAUAAUCUAGUGUGCUGCCUACCUAAGUUGGAAAUUCCAAGUCCUGACCCACAUGUUUACGUCCCAAGGGAGAUGGCUGUCAAUCAAGGGCUCAUCCACUGUUCAUUCAGGGUGAGGGACUUUGGCUUUCCUGAAAAAGUGCUGCAACCCUGGCAGCCCUUGGCCAGAGCCAAGCUAGAAGAUGGAAGUCACACUCAAGGGCGUCCGACUCUGGAUCUUAGAGGGAUUCCUGGCGUUGGCAGGGAGGGCCGAGUCAAUUCAUUCGGGGCGAGAUGCAUUCCAAGAAUGCUUCUGUGGUCGGCGAGGAGUGGAAAAAUCAGGUUGACACCAGCCUGAGCGCCAGCGUUCACCGGUGAGCGGGCUCCGUGGAGAAGGGGGCGGAGUCCCGCGCCGCACGCCCGAAUCCAAAGUAAACACCUCGCCAAACCUACGUUUAGAAAGUGAUACCGAACACCACAUCACGUUUAAAAAAAAAAUACUGUUUGCUGAGAAGAUGAGAGCAAAACAUUUCCCAGCUGGAAAAUUACUGAUCACAAACCAAGGGGAGAGUGGCGGUGGGAGAGGCAGCGUUAUAAGACUAAAGUAAAGAUCGCCGUUUCCUAUUCCCUUCCCGGUGGGCAAGGACGCCUGCGGCGGGCUCGGUGUGCACUUUUUGGGAGCUAGGAUCCCACCGCAUCGCUCCGCUUCCUGGCACAUGGUCACUUCCCAGCGAAGUCCCUUUCGGGGGGCCUGACCUACCCGGAGCCUGAGCCGAAGGAAUGAGUUGUCCUUUGACCUUUACUGGCCAUUUCACCUCUUGAUGACUCAGUUUCUCGUCCAUAAAGUGGAAAGGAGAGUGCGUGGCUUGAAAAGUCACCAGUGAGUGUUUAAUUCUUCUUUAAUGGGUGUCUUCUAUUAUUAUUAUUCCACAGUGCAAUUUAGUCAUCAAAGAUUACAGGCAGUGGCUCACGCCCGUAAUCCCAGCACUUCGGGAGGCCGAGGCAGGCUGAUCACUUGAGGUCUGGUGUUCGAGACCUGCCUGGCCAACAUGGUGAAACCCCGUCUCUACGAAAAAUACAAAAAUUAGCCGGCGUCGUGGCGCACGCCUGUAAUCCCCGCUACUCGGGAGCCUGACGCAGGAGAACUGCUUGAACCCAGGAGACGGAGGCAGUGAGCUGAGAUCGUGCCACUGCAUUCCAGCCUGGGCGACACAGCAAAGCUGUCUCAAAAAAAAAAGAGAGAAAGGAAAAAAAUGAAAGUGCUUCGAGAUGGCUGGUUGAAAACUGUCUCCGCGCCUCACAGUCCCUCUUAUCUCCCUCACGCCUCUGAGUAAAUAUUAAGCCCUUUCACUCCCUUUCUCGCUAUUUAAAGUAUCAAAACCAUAACUUCCCAUUCGUGCCUCUUUCCGCCUGUUCCCGGCGGAACACUCCUCUGGCCUUCUCUUGAGGCUCCCAGUUCACGCUGCACACUGCUGGGCACCGCCUCCUCUCCACAUCCCUAGCGCCCCCCACUCCUCGGCAAAAGGGCCCGCGAGGAACCGUGCGAGGUCAGGCCGAGCGCCGGCACCGGCACCGGCACUGGCGCUGAGCGGCGAGAGCGGACUCCUGCGAGCGCAGAAAGGGAGGGGGAGAUGGAGGGCUGGAUGAGUCACGCGGAUAAUCGAGCUCUUCUCCAGCGCGCAGACAGCGCGGCAAGCGCGUAUGCUAGCAGGAGUGAAGACGCGUGACCGUCCUGACCGCUGACCCCACCAGUCUUCGCGGGCUUCGAACCCAGAGAGCCAACAAUGGCGGUGAGUACGGCCCUGGUCGCGCAGCGACCGAACCUGCGCCCGGUUCCUCGCGCCCCGCGCUGGGGCGGACGCCGCCGCCGCCGACACCACUGCCGCCGGCGUCAGCUCGGCUCCAGCCCGCCAGCUGCCUGGCUGGCGUCACGGCCCGGCCCAGCCCCGCCCGCGCCCCUCCUUCCCCUCCCCCGCCCCCACGUGCGCCGAGUUUGUUGAUUUAGCUGCCAUAGCAACGAUGGAGGGGAGCCUCGGGGGGGCGGAGAGAAGAAAGGGAGGGGCGGGGCAUGGGAGAAGGCGGAGGAAAAGGCUGUAGCGAAGGAAGUUAUAAGUAAGGAGCGCGCGCCGGCGGCCGGCAGUUACCCGACCAGAGAGAACUAACGUGUCUGCGGGCGCGCGGGGAGCAGAGGCGGUGGCGGGCGGCGGCGGCACCGGGAGCCGCCGAGUGACCCUCCCCGUCCCUCUGGCCCCCCACCCUCCCACCUGCCCGUGGCCCGCGCCCAUGGCCGCGCGCGCUCCACACAACUCUCCGGACUCCGCGCCCUGCGCCGCCGACCAGUUCGCAGCUCCGCGCCACGGUAGCCAGUCUCACCUGGCGGCACCGCCCGCCCACCGCCCCGGCCACAGCCCCUGCGCCCACGGCAGCACUCGAGGCGACCGCGACAGUGGUGGGGGACGCUGCUGAGGGGAAGAGAGCGCAGCCCGGCCACCAGACCUACUUACUCGCCUUGCUGAUUGUCUAUUUUUGAGUUUACAACUUUUCUAAGAACUUUUGUAUACAAAGGAACUUUUUAAAAAGGACGCUUCCAAUUUAUAUUUAAUCCAAAGAAGAAGGAUCUCAGCCAAUUUGGGUUUUUGGGUUUUGGCUUCGUUUCUUCUCUUCGUUGACUUUGGGGUUCGGGUGCCCCAGCUGCUUCGGGCUCCCGAGGACCUUCUGGGCCCCCACAUUAAUGAGGCAGCCACCUGGCGAGUCUGACAUGGCUGUCAGCGACGCGCUGCUCCCAUCUUUCUCCACGUUCGCGUCUGGCCCGGCGGGAAGGGAGAAGACACUGCGUCAAGCAGGUGCCCCGAAUAACCGCUGGCGGGAGGAGCUCUCCCACAUGAAGCGACUUCCUCCGGUGCUUCCCGGCCGCCCCUAUGACCUGGCGGCGGCGACCGUGGCCACAGACCUGGAGAGCGGCGGAGCCGGUGCGGCUUGCGGCGGUAGCAACCUGGUGCCCCUACCUCGGAGAGAGACCGAGGAGUUCAACGAUCUCCUGGACCUGGACUUUAUCCUCUCUAAUUCGCUGACCCAUCCUCCGGAGUCAGUGGCCGCCACCGUGUCCUCGUCAGCGUCAGCCUCCUCCUCGUCGUCCCCGUCGAGCAGCGGCCCUGCCAGCGCGCCCUCCACCUGCAGCUUCACCUAUCCGAUCCGGGCCGGGAACGACCCGGGCGUGGCGCCGGGCGGCACGGGCGGAGGCCUCCUCUAUGGCAGGGAGUCCGCUCCCCCUCCGACGGCUCCCUUCAACCUGGCGGACAUCAACGACGUGAGCCCCUCGGGCGGCUUCGUGGCCGAGCUCCUGCGGCCAGAAUUGGACCCGGUGUACAUUCCGCCGCAGCAGCCGCAGCCGCCAGGUGGCGGGCUGAUGGGCAAGUUCGUACUGAAGGCGUCGCUGAGCGCCCCUGGCAGCGAGUACGGCAGCCCGUCGGUCAUCAGCGCCAGCAAAGGCAGCCCUGACGGCAGCCACCCGGUGGUGGUGGCGCCCUACAACGGCGGGCCGCCGCGCACGUGUCCCAAGAUCAAGCAGGAGGCGGUCUCCUCGUGCACCCACUUGGGCGCUGGACCCCCUCUCAGCAAUGGCCACCGGCCGGCUGCACACGACUUCCCCCUGGGGCGGCAGCUCCCCAGCAGGACUACCCCGACCCUGGGUCUUGAGGAAGUGCUGAGCAGCAGGGACUGUCACCCUGCCCUGCCGCUUCCCCCCGGAUUCCAUCCCCACCCGGGGCCCAAUUACCCAUCCUUCCUGCCCGACCAGAUGCAGCCGCAAGUCCCGCCGCUCCACUACCAAGAGCUCAUGCCACCCGGUUCGUGCAUGCCGGAGGAGCCCAAGCCAAAGAGGGGAAGACGAUCGUGGCCCCGGAAAAGGACCGCCACCCACACUUGUGAUUACGCGGGCUGCGGCAAAACCUACACAAAGAGUUCCCAUCUCAAGGCACACCUGCGAACCCACACAGGUGAGAAACCUUACCACUGUGACUGGGACGGCUGUGGAUGGAAAUUCGCCCGCUCAGAUGAACUGACCAGGCACUACCGUAAACACACUGGGCACCGCCCGUUCCAGUGCCAAAAAUGCGACCGAGCAUUUUCCAGGUCGGACCACCUUGCCUUACACAUGAAGAGGCAUUUUUAAAUCCCAGACAGUGGAUAUGACCCACACUGCCAGAAGAGAAUUCAGUAUUUUUUACUUUUCACACUGUCUUCCCGAUGAGGGAAGGAGCCCAGCCAGAAAGCACUACAAUCAUGGUCAAGUUCCCAACUGAGUCAUCUUGUUGAGUGGAUAAUCAGGAAAAAUGAGGAAUUCAAAAGACAAAAAUCAAAGAAUAGAUGGGGUCUGUGACUGGAUCUUCUAUCAUUCCAAUUCUAAAUCCAACUUGAAUAUUCCUGGACUUACAAAAUGCCAAGGGGGUGACUGGAAGUUGUGGAUAUCAGGGUAUAAAUUAUAUCCGUGAGUUGGGGGGAGGGAAGACCAGAAUUCCCUUGAAUUGUGUAUUGAUGCAAUAUAAGCAUAAAAGAUCACCUUGUAUUCUCUUUACCUUCUAAAAGCCAUUAUUAUGAUGUUAGAAGCAGAGGAAGAAAUUCAGGUACAGAAAACAUGUUUAAAUAGCCUAAAUGAUGGUGCUUGGUGAGUCUUGGUUCUAAAGGUACCAAACAAGGAAGCCAAAGUUUUCAAACUGCUGCAUACUUUGACAAGGAAAAUCUAUAUUUGUCUUCCGAUCUACAUUUAUGACCUAAGUCAGGUAAUAUACCUGGUUUACUUCUUUAGCAUUUUUAUGCAGACAGUCUGUUAUGCACUGUGGUUUCAGAUGUGCAAUAAUUUGUACAAUGGUUUAUUCCCAAGUAUGCCUUAAGCAGAACAAAUGUGUUUUUCUAUAUAGUUCCUUGCCUUAAUAAAUAUGUAAUAUAAAUUUAAGCAAACGUCUAUUUUGUAUAUUUGUAAACUACAAAGUAAAAUGAACAUUUUGUGGAGUUUGUAUUUUGCAUACUCAAGGUGAGAAUUAAGUUUUAAAUAAACCUAUAAUAUUUUAUCUGAA
Messenger RNA from Pongo pygmaeus (Bornean orangutan), 6805 nucleotides. It is a transcript of the gene KLF4, whose product is annotated as KLF transcription factor 4. The record is from RefSeq and is a predicted model, not a curated record. Gene Ontology annotation, biological process: regulation of transcription by RNA polymerase II. The transcript is spliced from 7 exons. Lineage: Eukaryota; Metazoa; Chordata; Mammalia; Primates; Hominidae. Bases 4465 to 5904 code for a protein of 479 amino acids. Gene Ontology annotation, molecular function: RNA polymerase II cis-regulatory region sequence-specific DNA binding; DNA-binding transcription factor activity, RNA polymerase II-specific.